GGUUAAGAAGCGCCCAGGAGCUGGGUCCGGGUCUCCAGGCCCCUAGGUGACAGCGGCGCUUCGGAGCUCGCGGGCGUCCCUUGGUACUAGGCCUUGACCUCCGAGAGGGGCGUGCACUGGCCUUUCCCUUGCAUAACUCGCUCCUCUGGGCCCCAUGGAGAAGUCCCCGGGGAACUCUACCCUGGAGGAGAGUCUGGGGCAAUACCAGCGGAGUCUCCGGGAACGUGCCAACAGAAGCAUUCACCAACUGAAAUGUGCCUUGAGAGAAGGUGAGGUCACUGUUGAGGAAGGAACCCUGGAUCCCUCCUUUAACAUCACUGUAGACAAUGAGGACGCUGGGACGGCUUGGCAUGAGCUGCAGCAUAGCCACGCUGUUAAUCAGCUCAAAGCCUUGUUGCGCCAACAAGCAAGUAAGGAAAAUGAGAUAUCUCCAACGAGAAGACGAAAAAUGUCACCUUUGAGGUCAUCAGAAGGUGAGGAGGCCAGCAUACCCACGCUGAACAACCUGGUUCCCAUCAUUAAUGACCAGUCUCAAUACAUUCAUCAUUUGGAAGCAGAAGUCAAGUUCUGCAAGGAAGAACUCUUUGGAAUGAAAAAUAGGGUACAAGUGGUGGUACUUGAAAAUGAAAGCCUCCAGCAAGAGCUGAAAUCUCAAAGGCAAGAGGAGACAAUGCGGAAACAACCCCCCCAGGAUGCAUCUGGAAAUAUGCAGAAUUUGUGGGUUAAGACAGGUGAAGAUUCUAGGUUGGAUAAAGCUGCCAAGAGAUCAUUCCCUCUGGCUGAUGUAGACAUGGGCACAGCUGUGUGUGCUGGCGAGGCUGAAAAAUGGAAGGUGGAACUGGAGAAGUUAAAAGUUAUAUAUGAGGCCAAGAGUGAAAUCCUGGAAUCUCAGUUGACAUUUUUGAGAAAGGACUUGGCUGAAAGUCAGAAGAAUUGUGAAGACCUCAAGGGGCAGCUGAAACACAAAGAGUCUCUUCUUGCUGCUAAUAUUCCCAGCCGCGUUGGUGGGCUUUGCUUGAAGUGUGCUCAGCAUGAAGCUGUUCUUUCCCAAACCCACAGCAACGUCCACAUCCAGACCAUUGAAAGGCUGACCAAAGAAAGAGAUGACUUAAUGUCUGUGCUGGUUUCCGUGAGGAGCAGCUUGGCAGAUGUGCAGAAAAGAGAAACACGUGCCUAUGAACAGGUGAAACAAGCUGUGCUAAUGACUGAAGAAGCCAACUUUGAAAAGACCAAGGCUCUGAUCCAGUGCGAGCAGCUGAAGAGUGAGCUAGAAAGGCAGACAGAGCGACUAGAAAGAGAACUUGCAUCUCAGCAGGAAAAAAGGGCUUCGGAGAAGGAGGCGAUGAAGAAAGAACUAAGGCGAGAAAGGGAGGAGGCGGAGUCGAAGAUGUUGCUCCUGUCUCAGAAUAUUGCCCAAUUGGAGGCUGAGGUGGAAAAAGUUACAAGGGAAAAGAUUUCAGCUGUUAGUCAACUAGAGGACAUUCAAAACCAGCUUUCUUCAAAAGAAAUGGAUGUCACAAAGGUGUGUGGAGAAAUACGCUUCCAGUUGAAUAAAACCCAAAUGGAGAAGGAUGAAGCAGAAAGGGAACACAGAGAAUACAAAGCAAAAACUCAAAGGGAUUUUGAAAUUAAAAAUCAGGAAAUGGAGAAAUUGCGACUGGAACUGAGCGAAAGCAGGCAGCACGUGGAGGAGGAGCAGCAGAAGGCAGCCCGGGCCAGAGAAGAGUGCCUGAAAGUCACAGAGCUGCUGGGGGAAGCCAAGCACCAACUGCACCGCACCAGACUGGAAAAAGAUAGCAUUCAGCAGAGCUUUAGCAACGAAGCAAAGGCCCAAGCCCUUCAGGCUCAGCAGCGAGAACAGGAGCUGACACAGAAGAUACAGCAAAUGGAGGCCCAGCACGACAAAACUGAAAAUGAACAGUAUUCGUUGCUGACCUCCCAGAAUACAUUUUUGACAAAGUUAAAGGAAGAGUGCUGUACGUUAGCCAAGAAAUUGGAAGAAAUCUCUGAAAAAAGCAGAUCCGAAAUAGCUCAGCUCAAUCAAGAACAAAGGUAUACAUAUGAGAAACUGGAAAGGUUGCAGAGGAGGAACAGUGAACUGGAGGAGCAGUGCGUGCAGCACGGCAGAGUGCACGAGAAAAUGAAGGAGAGGCUCCGGCAGCUGGACCGGCACAGCCAGGCCACCGCGCUGCAGCUGCUGCGGCUGCUCAACCGGCAGAGCCAGCGCCUCCUGCGGAGCCCGGGCCCGGCCCCGCGCGCCCGCCCCGGCCCCGCACAGGUGACCGCCCGCCCCGCACUCCCGCCGCCCCGCCCUGCGCCCGCCCCGGCCGCGCACAGGUGA
Messenger RNA from Perognathus longimembris pacificus (Pacific pocket mouse), 2341 nucleotides. It is a transcript of the gene Sdccag8, whose product is annotated as SHH signaling and ciliogenesis regulator SDCCAG8. Gene Ontology annotation, cellular component: centriole; centrosome. The transcript is spliced from 18 exons. NCBI's taxonomy places the organism in Eukaryota, Metazoa, Chordata, Mammalia, Rodentia, Heteromyidae. Gene Ontology annotation, biological process: centrosome cycle; establishment of cell polarity; tube formation. The record is from RefSeq and is a predicted model, not a curated record. The coding region runs from base 155 to 2341 and encodes 728 amino acids.